AUGAUAGAUGUGGGAUUAGUUAUUGAUGAUAAAUAUUCAUUGGUAAAAAAAAUUGGUCAAGGCUCUCAGGCAGCCGUGUGGUCAGCAAUUGAUGAAGAGAGACAAAUUGUUGCUAUCAAGUUUUUGAGAAGUAAUGGGCAAAUGAUUAAUGGAAUGUAUUUCAUUGUAAUGGGAAAACUAGGCAAAAGUCUAUAGGAUAUUAUUUAAGAAAGGUAGGAAAAGUUUUCUAUGCUUACCGUCCUAUAAAUCGGAGUCUAGCUUGUGUUUGACUUAGAAUAAUUACAUAACACUGGUUAUACGCACUAUGAUAUUAAACCAGACAAUAUUCUUCUUGAAUGUGAUGACUUCGAAGAUUGUGGAUCCUCUCUUGUAUGCUUAAUUGAUUUUGGGAUUUCUUUAAGUUUAUAAGAAGCAGCUCCAAAUCAAGAGCCUGCAUUAGAUAAUAGCAACGAUAAACAAAAACAGCGAAGAAGACUUUUUAAUGGUAAUAUUGCUUUUAGCAGUGCAAAUUAAAUGCUGGGAAAAUAAAUACAGCGAGCUGAUGAUAUUGUAUCCAUCUUGUAUUUAAUGAUAUAUUUAUCAGAAGGUAGACUGCCUUGGUCUAAUUAGAAAAUAACUAAUAAUCAAUAUGACUCAUUCCGAAAAGUUAGGUAAAUAAAGUAGCAGAUGCAAGCAUACCUAGAAAGAUUAUUAAAGCAUACUCAUUAGCUCAAAGAUCCAAAUAAUAUUGACUACGCUUACUACAUAAGUGAACUAACUUAAGCUAAUCCUAAUAGUCUGAAAAGUUUUAGCUGGGUUAUGGACUGGACUUAACCAAAUGAUAACUGGUAUAACUCAUAUUCAGAAAAAGAGUAUAUAUUCAAAAAUUUCCUCAGUAGAAACAAAUAUUAUCUAAAAGCUAAAGGAAAUUAACUUUUAUAAACCAAGAAAUCGCUGACCUAAAAAAAUUUAUACUAGGCAGCAGAUAGAAAGGUAAUCAGUACAAAUAUGAUUAAUAGCGACUCAAUCUAAAAGCAAAAGCAAUGGCAAGUAAGUCCAGAUAAACCUAAAGUAAAGCCAAAUAGAUUUUUUAAUGGAAUCAUACUGGGUAAUGAUAAUAAUAAUAAUAUCAAUCCCAUAAUAAAGCAAGAUGAGCCAACAGUUAAUAAUUCCUAAGUGAGUGAUAUUGUCAUGAAUAAUUAAAUUAGAGCUCGGACUCUUGCUAGAAUUUCUUAACAAGAUAUGAUCGAGAGGACUUAGUAUAUCAAUCAAAUGAGGAAAUAAACUAAAUUCAGAUAAUCAAUGGAUAGCUCAAAUCAAGAUCUUGGAUCCUUUUUAUAUAGACUCUCAAAUAUUUAACAAAUAAACAGGGAUAAGACCUCUCAGAAUCGUUUAGAUCUAGAGAGUUAAAAAUCAUAGACAUUUCAGUUAAAUCUAAAAGACGUAAUGAGAGCAAAUAGAAAAAUUUCUAAUGUUGUUCUUGCCAAUGAUCUCGGAGACCUUCAAUUUUCUUAGAAUAAUAUAGAGCAUUACUUAAACAUUGCAUCACAAUGCUUUCUAUAAGAAUAUAUAACUAUCAUUGAUGAUACUUGUAUUUAAAUACAAGAUGUAGAUGAAGAUUUUAGAUAAAUAGAAGUUCUACGGAAUUAGUAUUAUAAAUACACCAUUGAUUAUAUUCCCAAAGGAAAUGAUUUAAAACUUAUAAUGAGCUAGCAGUGA
Molecule: messenger RNA, 1698 nt
Organism: Stylonychia lemnae
Lineage: Eukaryota; Ciliophora; Spirotrichea; Sporadotrichida; Oxytrichidae
Source: the annotation of a GenBank genome assembly